UCGAGUUUAUUAAGUGCAUUUUACUUUUCUCGUUUGCUUCAGUAACUAUGAGCUCUGGAAAGCAUUUGGCCAAAGGCUCUGCCAAGCCCGUUCUGCCCGAUGAUGGAGUCCUUCGUCUCUACUCGAUGCGCUUCUGUCCCUAUGCCCACAGGGCCCAUCUCAUGCUGAAUGCCAAGAAGCUGGACUACCACACCGUAUUCAUCAAUCCUAUCGAGAAGCCGGAGUGGCUGGGGGAGGUGAGCCCGCUGCUGAAGGUUCCUGCUCUGCAUGUGGUGACGGAAAAGGGCCAGCCCUCGCUCAUCGAGUCGCUGAUCAUUGCCGAGUAUUUGGACGACAAGUAUUCGCAAAACCCGCUCCUGUCCAAGGACGCACUGAAGCGGGCCCAGGACAAGAUUUUGCUAGAGCGCUUCAACGGUAUCACCAAUGCCUUUAUUAAGAUAUUAAUGCAAAAUACUGGCCUGGAUGACUUCUGGACUGCCCUCGACAUCUUCGAAGAGGAGCUGACCAAGCGUGGUACUAGCUUCUUCGGCGGCGACAAUCCUGGCUUCGUGGACUACAUGAUCUGGCCCUGGCUAGAGCGCCUGGCAUUAAUUGAGUAUCUGCUAAAAGACAACUACACUUUUGACGAGAAGCGAUUCGCUAAGAUGGCCCAGUUGAUUUUCCUUCUAAAGGAGGAUGAGGCAGUCAAGGGCUUCUACGCCACUCCCGAGCAGCACCAAGAAUUCUGGCGUGGCCGCCAGGCCGGCAAUGCCAGCUACGAUCUGCUGGCUUAGAUCAAACAAAUAUGUAGUCUCAACUUUUCAACUCAAGUUUUUAAAAUGAAGUAAGAAAAUAAAAUAUUAAAAAAGAAAAAAUGGGAAACAAAACUUAAAAAAGAAAAACAGAAAAUAACAAAUAAAAGUAUU
Molecule: messenger RNA, 905 nt
Organism: Drosophila kikkawai
Lineage: Eukaryota; Metazoa; Arthropoda; Insecta; Diptera; Drosophilidae
Product: pyrimidodiazepine synthase
Biological process (GO): glutathione metabolic process
Cellular component (GO): cytoplasm
Molecular function (GO): glutathione dehydrogenase (ascorbate) activity; glutathione transferase activity
Source: RefSeq, a predicted model, not a curated record